Molecule: messenger RNA, 2020 nt
Organism: Drosophila obscura
Lineage: Eukaryota; Metazoa; Arthropoda; Insecta; Diptera; Drosophilidae
Gene: sob
Product: protein sister of odd and bowel
Exons: 2
Coding region: 4-1734 (576 amino acids)
Biological process (GO): embryonic pattern specification; regulation of transcription by RNA polymerase II; embryonic hindgut morphogenesis
Cellular component (GO): nucleus
Molecular function (GO): RNA polymerase II transcription regulatory region sequence-specific DNA binding; DNA-binding transcription factor activity, RNA polymerase II-specific
Source: RefSeq, a predicted model, not a curated record
GAUAUGCAGGAGAGGAGUGCAACAUCUGUGGAGGCGGCUGUCAAUGAAUUGGUGGAACUAGAGGGCAGUGCCACAGCCACAGCAACAUCCAAGGGGAACAGUGGCUGCCACAAGGAAUCCCCCACGACUGCUGGCAAAGACGCCAACAAAUCCGACAAGAGCCACAGCACUGCCAGCCCCAACAAAUCUCCGCCUGCCACAAAAGCCAGCAACGCCGCAAUGGCGGCUGCCACCGCUGCCACAGCUGCAGCGGCCACCAAUGACCUUGCGGCGGCGGCAGCAGUAGUGCUCUCCCUCCAGGGCACGAUGGUGAGCAGCCUGCAGCAGGCCGCGCUCCUUCCGGCCAACUCUGCGGCGGCGGCAGCCCUCAAUCUGCAGGCCCUGGAAUCCUACUUGGCCCUGCAGCGCCUCACCGGCAAAUCGGAUGUGUAUCGGUACAGCAACAAUCAGAACAGCAACAGCAACAACAACAACACGGCUGGCAGCAGCAACAACAGCAGCAGCAGCAUUGGCAGCAGCAGCUGCCACAACGAGGCAGAGGCCAGCAGCAGCACUCUGCCCAGCCUCAUAGACAUCGCCAGCAUUGAGCUCAAGUCGAGCUGCUCAUCGAGCUCCUCGGUGGGGUCUGUUGUUCCGUCCAGCAAUGCUGCAGCCUGCCACAACACCUCCUCCUCCUCCCCCAGCAGCGGCAGCACCUCCACCCACAACAACAGCAGCAACAGCCACACUUCAUCCAGCAGCAAGUGCCUGCCACUGCCUUCAAUUGGAACUGUAAGUGCUGCUGUGGCAGCAGCUGCUGCCGCCGCCGCGGCUGCGGCCAAUCAACAGGCGGCCCUUGACUGUGCCACAGCCGCAGAGCUGGCCGCCGAGUGCGAUCUGCCCCUGCUCGAUGGGGAGGAUGCGCUGUCCUUCGAGGCCGGGGAUCUGGACAGCAGCUAUGGCAGCUUCAUCUUCAAUCCCUCGACCUUUGGCCAGGCGGAAGCGGACACCUCGCUGCACUCCCUGCAGGCCACCAUGUACCAGGACAAGAUGAGUGUGAUGGGGGGAUCGGGAUCCGGAUCGGGCUCGAUGGCCGGAGGCAGCGUGGAGGAGGGGGCCAGCUCCACGGCAGCGGCUGCAGCGGCGGCCCAGCGCUCCAAGAAGCAGUUCAUCUGCAAGUUCUGCAAUCGACAGUUCACCAAGUCGUACAAUCUGCUGAUCCACGAACGGACCCACACAGACGAGCGACCCUAUUCGUGUGAUAUCUGUGGCAAGGCCUUCAGGCGGCAAGAUCAUCUAAGGGACCACAGAUACAUCCACUCCAAGGAGAAGCCCUUCAAGUGCGUCGAGUGUGGCAAGGGGUUCUGCCAGUCGCGCACUCUGGCGGUGCACAAGAUACUGCACAUGGAGGAGUCGCCGCACAAGUGCCCCGUGUGCAACAGAUCGUUCAACCAGCGCUCCAACCUGAAGACCCACCUCCUCACCCACACGGACAUCAAGCCCUACAACUGCGCCUCCUGCGGCAAGGUCUUUCGCCGCAACUGCGAUCUCCGGCGGCACAGUCUCACCCACAAUCUCUCCGCCACGGGCGGUGUGGGUGGCAAUCUGAGUGAUCUAUUCGGCCCCGGCACCCCCGGCUCCAGCUCGAGCUCCGAUCUGGCUCUGGGUCUGGGUCUACCUUUGGUUGGCGCAGCAGGCGGCUCCUCAGCCACUUCCUCCUCCUCCUCCAGGGAUCUGGUGGCCGUCAGCGAUUGAUCCCCACUCCCACAGAUCCCACUCACACUUAAGAUAAUCUCAUUUGCAGCUCUCAUGACACACGACACGAAUCCCUCCACGAACUCCCCCAACAGCUAACAGCAUUUAACUUACAGUUAGUUUAGCCUAGCCCUAAGACAGGUUUAAGCCACGGAUAUUUGUGACGUAAGCCUAGCAGCAAAGUUUGACUUUGUAAGAACCAACUCGAUAUCGAUACUACGUCUAGUGUUUAAGCGAAAUUGUGAACUCUUAUUGUACAAUCGAAUAAAUGAUAAUAGAUUAAAAG